This is a messenger RNA of Monoraphidium neglectum, 687 nucleotides long. RefSeq lists its product as hypothetical. The record is from RefSeq and is a predicted model, not a curated record. Bases 1 to 687 code for a protein of 228 amino acids. Lineage: Eukaryota; Viridiplantae; Chlorophyta; Chlorophyceae; Sphaeropleales; Selenastraceae. Gene Ontology annotation, cellular component: membrane. The transcript is spliced from 4 exons. Gene Ontology annotation, molecular function: ABC-type transporter activity; ATP binding. Gene Ontology annotation, biological process: transmembrane transport.
AUGCAGAUGGCCCUGCCCUACUGGCGUGAGAGCCCCGGCGCCCGAUGGAAGCUGGCGGGGGUGAUCGGUCUCACACUGGCCACCACAGGAGUCAGCGUGGCCUUCAGCUUCCUGGGCCGCGACUUCUUCAACGCCCUGUCAGCGCGCGACGCGGACGCAUUCUACCGGCAGCUGGGCCUCUACCUCGGAGCCUUUGCGGUCGGCAUACCCGUCAUCGUCUUCAGCGAUUACUACCAGUCCCGCCUGGCGCUAGACUGGCGCGAGUGGAUGACCAACCGCCUGCUGGCGCAGUACUUCCGCGACCGCUCCUUCUACCAGCUGCAGGCGGGGCAGCUCGUGGACAACCCAGACCAGCGCAUCGCGGCAGACGUCAGGCAUGCGGAAGCUUGCCUGGGGCGCCUGAUAGAGGUGGCACUGCGGGUCAGGGUGCUGGGCGCUGGCAUGCAUGCGCUUUGCGAGGUCCGGGGCUGCCACCCGAUUCGGAUACGGAUGGCUUUCACGGACACGUCCUUGGCGCUGUUUUUGACCCUGCUCAACUCAGUGAUUGACCUGGUGUCUUUCAGCGGCAUCCUGUACACCAUAUACCCCCCACUCUUUGCCGUGCUGCUGGCCUACUCGAUCGGGGGCACCGCCGCCUCGCUUGCGCUGGGCAAGGUGAGCGGGGCUGCACGGCGCGGUGCCUUGUAG